UGCCAGCAAUAUCUCGUUCAGUAUAAUUGUAUACCGUAACUGUUAAGUUGAUCGAACUGAAGACAUGAAGAUGAAGUUCAGUAUUGCGUCUACCACUUCUUACAAUAGUAUACAUCCAGCAUAUCAAUAUACGGAACAAUUUGCUAACAACGCCGAAACGUAUCAAGAAAGUACCAAAUGGUUUGGUGUAUUUUUGGCAUUUCUCUCAGGUACAUUUUUCACAGUUAGUUCCUCGUUAGUCAAAGCUAUCCAAAAUGUAGACCCCAUGGUACUGUUGGGUAUCAGAGCUAUUUUACAAAUGCUAGUCAUGGCUGGUGUAGCAAUUAAAGCUUCCAAAAGUAUUUUUGGUCCCAAGGAUCAAAGACUACUCCUACAUUUUCAGGGAAUAGUAGGAGGUGCUACCUUAUCGCUGCUUUAUUAUAGUUUCCGAGAAUUACCCAUAGGAGAUGCCACGACUAUUAUAUUUAGCUCUCCGGUUAUUGUUAUAGCAUUAUCUUUUAUUUUCUUAAAAGAACCAUGCGGUGUAUUACGUGUAAUGGUCAUGUGUGCACUUUUUGCGGGCGUGGUUUUUGUAUCGAAACCACCAUUUGUGUUUCAGACACACAGAACUGAACCGUACAAUCUGAUAGGAUAUCUGUGUGCUAUCCUAGCAACAUUCUUCACAGCUCUGAAUAUAGUUAUUAUGAGAAAGUGUUCAGAAAUUCAUUAUUCUACGAUAAUCUUCAACUUAUCUUGGUGGUCUCUGCUGACAGCAAUAUCCUUUUUCUUUAUUGUGUCGGAGCAUCAUGUACAAAAACUUAAGCUACCUACCGAUUGGUUUACUUGGGCUAAAAUAUUAUCAGUGGCACUCACUGGAUUAUCUGGUCAAGUUUUAGUAACUAACGCGUUAAAAAUAGAAGGUGCAGGCAAAGUAUCAGUGACUAGAUCCUUAGAUAUCAUACUGGCCUAUAUAGUGCAAGUAUACUUUUUUGGAGACCAACCUUCGUCUACAAGUAUUAUCGGAGCAUUUUUAAUUAUAGUCUCUGUCGUAUGCAUGGGAUUUGAAAAAGAGAUUUAUAGUGUUUGCGAUUUUAUUCCCUAGUCAAAGAUACAAUAUCUUAAAUUAUUUAUCUGCUCUUAGCAUAAACAUAGAUAAUAUUAUACACAUUUUUAUGAAUGGUGAAAACAUUGUUAUUAUACUAUUAAUAUGAUUUUACUAAUAUAAAGUUUCCAGAUUUUACACAGUAUAAAGUCGAGUUAUAUGCAACUACCAUUCAUUUACAUCAUCGUUCUUUUACCGCAAUUUGUAUCUCGCAUAAAAUUUUAUUCAAGAUAGAAACAAACGAAUCAAGUACUUUAUAGACAAAUUUAACAAAAUUAUUAUAUAACAUCGCGUAUCUGUAAUUUAUAAUUCGCACUUCGUUUCAUGUUUUCAAUAACAUAGAAGUGACAUUCGCAAAAUUUUGAAGUUUAUAACUCAAUGUAUAUUUACAAUUGUACAUAUCUUGAUACCAUAUGUACCUAGAAUUAUCCGUAACUUUGUGCGGAUGUAAUUAAUUGUAUUUCCAUAGUUGCUGACAAUUUAUUUAAAAAAAAUACAUCUACAAAGAACAAUAAACCACCGUACCAUAUCCAAGAUAAUAAUAUGUACAGUUAUUCUUCUUUCGACUACUUUAUCCUUGAUAGAUACAAAUAUAGUCUAAUCCAAGAGAAACUAACUUUAGUGCAUACAUGUCUAUACAUAUUCUUAGAGCUUAGUUUACAACUGAAGUGAUACAUGUACGAAUUCUUUUCAAAAUGUUUAAAAUUUUAUCAUGCAACACAGUAUCAUAUACUACACUACUUAUUUAUAGUUUACUUAUUCUGAAAAAGAAGCCACGGAUACUUACAUGUGAUCAACCUUCUUACAAAAAAAUCACUUGGAAAAAAAAAGAAGAAAAAGUUGUGUACAUGUUCUCAAUUUCUUUUCUCUUAUAUACGUUUAGACCUUCGGAACAGUUCGUUUAACAGAUUUUGCGAUUACUGCAACUUGCACUGGUUACUUUAUGCACACGUUAAUUAAACAGAUUUUCGAAACUUCUGAAUCACGCAUAGAAAAUAUUAUAGCUACCGUUGAACGGGAAUGUAACUGUAACUUUGAAAUAAAAAUCAUUUGUACACGAUAUCGCCACUUGCAUGUGAAUUUUUUUGACACUUCUUAUGUAAAUAAAUAUUUACAUACAUUUCUUUUUAUCCAAAAACUUCUUAUUUUACAUUGGUCAUAUAUCUUUUCUGUUCCUAAA
Molecule: messenger RNA, 2261 nt
Organism: Nomia melanderi (Alkali bee)
Lineage: Eukaryota; Metazoa; Arthropoda; Insecta; Hymenoptera; Halictidae
Product: solute carrier family 35 member G1
Cellular component (GO): membrane
Source: RefSeq, a predicted model, not a curated record